Molecule: messenger RNA, 1964 nt
Organism: Juglans regia (Persian walnut)
Lineage: Eukaryota; Viridiplantae; Streptophyta; Magnoliopsida; Fagales; Juglandaceae
Product: berberine bridge enzyme-like 21
Exons: 1
Coding region: 67-1701 (544 amino acids)
Molecular function (GO): FAD binding; oxidoreductase activity
Source: RefSeq, a predicted model, not a curated record
UAUAUUACAAUUAGCUGCAAAACGAGAAGGAAACAAAUACACAAAAGGGAAUAAACAGAUACAAAAAUGGGAAAAUCAAACCCAUUCCUGUAUCUGCCAACGCCAAGAAUAUUGUUUCCUUUUAUCUGCCUUUUUCUUCUUUUUCAAGUCUCUGACUCAUGGGCAGCUUCCGAUUCUGCCCAUAACGCCUUUGUCCAGUGCUUAUCAUCUCAAACAAAGCAACCAGAUCAAAUCUCCAAAAUAGUUUAUGCUCAAAACAACCCUUCCUACUCAUCCGUCCUCCGUGCCUACAUCCGCAAUGCACGCUUCAACACCACAUUGACGCCAAAACCUGUCAUCAUCGUGACCCCGACAGAGGAAUCCCAUGUCCAAGCUGCCGUGAUUUGCGCCAAGAAAAAUGGCAUCCAUAUAAGAAUCCGCAGCGGCGGCCAUGACUACGAGGGCGUCUCGUAUGUAUCUCAAGACCCAUUUGUCGUCCUCGAUAUGUUUAAUCUUCGUUCUGUUGUGGUCGAUGCCAAGGAAGAAACUGCAUGGGUGCAAGUCGGCGCGACGCUUGGAGAAGUUUAUUAUAAUAUAUGGCAGAAGAGCAAGCUGCAUGGCUUCCCGGCAGGGGUUUGUUCCACCGUCGGCGUUGGUGGGCACUUAAGUGGCGCUGGAUAUGGUUUCAUGGUUCGGAAAUAUGGACUUACCACAGAUAAUGUCCUUGAUGCGAAGAUCGUGGACGUUAAUGGCAGAAUCCUUGAUAAGACUUCAAUGGGAGAAGAUCUUUUUUGGGCCAUUAGAGGAGGAGGAGGCGCAAGUUUUGGAGUAAUACUCGCAUUCAAAAUAAAGUUGGUUCCUGUUCCGGAAAAGGUUACCGUUUUUAGGGCUGAAAGGACCUUGGAAGAAAACGCGACCGAUAUUGUCUAUCGAUGGCAGCAAGUCGCUCCGACCACGGAUGACAACCUGUUCAUGAGGAUGCUGAUACAGCCCGUGACAUCCAAGGUGAAGAAGGGGGAGACAACAAUCCGAGCAUCGAUCGUCGCAUUGUUCCUCGGCAAAGCAGAAGACCUGAUCACUUUAUUAAGCAAGGAGUUUCCUGAACUAGGUUUGAAGAAGGAAGAUGUGACGGAAAUGAGUUGGAUUGAUUCUGUUGUGUGGGCUGGCGCCGGCAAUGGCAAUGUCACGUCCCCGACAGUCCUCCUCGACCGACACCCCGACACGGCAAUCUUCGGGAAGAGGAAAUCGGAUUACGUGCAGAAACCGAUUUCGAAAGCUGGGUUGGAAUAUAUAUGGAAGAAAAUGAUUGAGCUCGGAAAAGUUGGACUGGUUUUCAAUCCUUAUGGUGGAAAAAUGAACCAAGUACAAGCUUCUGCACUUCCUUUCCCUCAUCGUGCAGGGAAUUUGUUCAAAAUCCAGUACUCAAUAAGCUGGCAAGAUGCAGGAAUUGAGGCAGAAAAGAACUUCAUAACUCAAUCAAGGAGCCUUUACAGUUACAUGACUCCUUUCGUGUCCAAGAACCCUAGAAGUGCAUAUUUGAACUAUAGGGAUCUUGACAUUGGGAUCAAUCACCAUGGUAUGAACAGCUAUGCAGAAGGGAAGGUUUAUGGAGCCAUGUAUUUUCAUGAAAACUUUGAUAGGUUAGUGAAGAUCAAGACUGCAGUUGAUCCAGACAAUUUCUUCCGGAAUGAGCAAAGUAUCCCUCUGGCAUCUUCCUCAUAAUUAAGGUUUAGGAAAUUUUACUCCGAUACAUUAAUUAAUUAUAAUGUUGUGAUGGUCAGUCGAUCGAUCGAGAUGGAUGAUGAUUAUUAAUAUGUAAGAUUUUUUCUAUUUCUUGGCAGCUCUUCGAUCGCUAGCUUUUUGCUAAAAAUAUCUCUUAAUUUGUAGUGAUAUUUAUUAAUCUUUAUUUCCCAAUUAUAUCCCUACGACAAAAACAAUUAAUAGGAAUGAAAAUUAAAAAAUACCCCCCCCGCCCAAAAAAAAAA